UCCACUCGGCGGCUCGAAGAUGGCGGAGCGCGCCGGCGGCAGCACAUCCCUCAGGGGGCUGCGCGAACGGAUGGUUGCUGCAGCUCAUGCCCUUGCCGAAGAAAGACGGAAUCAGAGUGGUCUCUGCUCUCUUCCAUCACAGUCCUCAAAUAUAAGAUCAACAUUUAGACCAGUCAUCGAUGGAUCCGUACUUAAAAAUGAUGUGAAGCAGAGAUUGGCGAAGGAGCGCAGAGAAGAAAAGAAGAGACAACAAGAAGCCAACAAAGAAACCCAGAUCCUUGAGAAGGAAAGAAAAUCCAGGAUCCAAUAUGAGAGGCAAAUGGAGGAGAAACAACGAAAGCUGAAAGAACAAAAAGAAAAGGAUGAGCAACGGAGAAUAUCUGCUGAAGAAAAAAGGAAGCAAAAACUACAGGAGGAAAGGGAGAGGUUCAAAGCUGUUCUCUAUCGAACACUGGAACGGAGCAGCCGUGUCGAUUGUCAUCAAAAAAGAUGGUCUUGGGAGGGCUCUACAGCCGUGAACCCUGAGACUAAAACUGUUAAUAAAGAUUUCGUAUCAACUGAAAAACUUGAGCAGAGGGCUUCUGGUUUACACAAACAAAUGUCUUUGUCAUCUGCAGGUCUUCAGAACUCUAUCGCCAAGAAAAAAACAGAAAAGAAGAGAAGCUCGUCUUUGACUAGAAGAUCUGGCAAACUGCAGGCACCUGCGGAAACUGACCACGUAGAAGAAAAACCAGCUCGUCCCCCGUAUACCAGUCUUCGGGAAAGUAAUUUAAUCACUCGCCUCCUCGUUCCUACAAAAGCAUCAAUAGCCAGGAGCAAAAGUGCUGCUUCUUUAUCAGUCCCUGGGAAAGAUACUCCAGGGACCCGCAGUACUUUAGUCCAGAAUAUAAACGUGCCAUUGUGUAGCCAGAGCAGUGACGAAUUGAAGAGUAACGUAGUGCUUCACGAGUCAUCAGUAGUAGUGCCUUCCGAGGUAGUGCCUCCCCGGGAAAAAGAAGAAGCACUCUGUGAGGUGAGUGCAGAAUCAUCACCCAAGCCAAAAGUGGAAGCUGCCCCCAAGGCAAAGGCAGAAGUUGCCCCCCAGGCAAAGGCAGAAGUGGCCCCCAAUGUGAACGUGGAAGGGGCUGCCACAGUGAGUGUGGAAGCAGCCCCUGAGGUGAAUGUGAAAGCAGCUCCCGCUCCCAAGGUGAAUAUAGAAGCAACCUCCAAGGUGAACAUGGAAGGGUCCCCUAAAGGGAGCAUGGAAACAUCAUGUGAAGCAGAAGUGGAAGCACUCCCUGAGAGCAUGGAAACAUCACCUGAAGUGAGUGUGGACAUGUCCCCCGAGGUGAGCGUGGACCCAUCACCCACAGUGAGCGCAGACCCGUCCCCUUCGGUGAGCGUGAACGUGUCCCCUGAGGUGAGCGUGGACCCGUCCCCCGAGGUGAGCGUGGAUUCAUCUCCCGAGGUGAGCAUGGAUGCAUCCCCUGAUGUAAGCAUGGAAGCAUCAUCUGAGGCAAGUGUGGAGGCAUCACCCAAGACUAGCGUGGGAGUGUCCCCCGAGGCCAGUGUGGAAGCGUCACCUGAGGCCAGUGUGGAAGCGUCACCUGAGGCUAGUGUGAAAGUACUCCCCAGAGAGAGUGCGGAAGCAUCCCCCAAGGCAUCCCCUGAGGUGAGCCCAGAAACAUCUUCGAAGGUGAAAGUGAGAGACUCUGCAAAGAAAUCAGAAAUGGACAAACAUGCCUCAAAUCCUACUGCCAAAAAGCGCUCAUCAUCACACAUACCAUGUUAUAAAUGGCCAUCUUCUCCUGCAAGUGCAUGGCGUCCACCUUCUCCUAUCAGUGCAAACAGGCAAUUGCAAAAGAAUCGCCCCCCAUCACCUUCACCCGUCAUGUCAAAACUGUCACAUUCUUCUCUUUCUUAUAAAAUAAUUCCUGUUCAGCGUAGCCUAUUUGCGCAAAAUGCAUUAGGUACUCUUGGAAAGAAAAGAGAAGGAAUGCCUAAACCUUCUAACAGCUCUGAGGCUGUGAGCCACAAGCAGAUGGUCUAUGAAGAGUCUGGUAAUAAAAGCACACCAGGGACUAUGAAUGCUGAGGAGGCAACAAAAAUUUUGGCAGAAAAACGACGCCUUGCUCGUGAACAAAGAGAGAAGGAAGAAAGGCAACAAAAGGAAAUGGAGCAAAGCAAAUUGAAGGACAUGGCAGAGAAAGCAAUUGAAGGCCAACAAGAAGAGUUCUUAAAACUGGAAGAUGGGCAACAGCAGAAGGAAAUAAAGAAAAAAGAAUAUCCAGAUCCAGAAGACCGGAAAGUACUGCUACAGAAAGGGGACGCCAAGAUAAAAGCUCAGGAGGAGGCUGACAAACGCAAGAAGGAGCAGGAGAGAAUUAUGUUACAGAAUUUGCAAGAGCGAUUAGAAAGGAAGAAGAGAAUUGAGGAAAUAAUGAAGCGGACGAGGAAGACAGAUUCAAAUACAUCAAAGGCUGCAGAAACAUUUGUUGACAACACAUACGAGGAGAACGAGGCAGAUGAUGAGGAUGAGUCGGAAAGUGACGAUGGUUCUUUUGAUGACCCUCAUCCAUCAGCCUUUAUAAAUGGCAUGGAUUCAUCCACAAAACUCAAAACACAUUUUAAAAACAUGAAGAAGAACACUCCCAAGCUGGUGUUUUUAGAUGCCACUUCUGGCCAAGUCCAUAGAGAGACAAAAACAUUUUUUAAUGACGACAUGAAAACCUUCAGACAAAAAAGUGCGAAAGACCCUUUGGCUCAGGCGAAGGGUACCAGAUCGUCCACCAAAAGAAUGACCAGCCGUGCAGCAAAAACCAGAAAGGCAAGUGAAAACUGUAACACCGUGGGACCUUCCAAGAGUUUAUAUCCAGAGGCACAGGAGUGGAUCUGUGACAAGAUUAUUGACAUCAGAAAUGAGGCAGAGCCCCUUAUGUCCAGUAUCCCUCCUGAUAGUCGAAAAUACCAUCUGAAAGGUUCCAUGACAUUCCACCAGAGUCCCCAGUUGCCUUUAGACGACAAGAAAAACAAAUCUGUUCCUGCUCCACCGGAUAUGUAAACUUCGCACAGCCCAGAAGAGAAUUCAUCGUCUGCUGUGGAUCUCCACUUCUCCCAUCUCCCCUAGUCUUUCUGCCACUAAUUUGAACCUGGCCAAGGAAAUGAUCAUCAAAAAAAGGGAAAACAUCAG
This is a messenger RNA of Nyctereutes procyonoides (raccoon dog), 3169 nucleotides long. It is a transcript of the gene MAP7D3, whose product is annotated as MAP7 domain containing 3. Gene Ontology annotation, cellular component: microtubule cytoskeleton. The transcript is spliced from 19 exons. Bases 20 to 3040 code for a protein of 1006 amino acids. Lineage: Eukaryota; Metazoa; Chordata; Mammalia; Carnivora; Canidae. Gene Ontology annotation, biological process: microtubule cytoskeleton organization. The record is from RefSeq and is a predicted model, not a curated record.